Messenger RNA from Endocarpon pusillum Z07020, 1614 nucleotides. RefSeq lists its product as uncharacterized. The coding region runs from base 1 to 1614 and encodes 537 amino acids. Gene Ontology annotation, molecular function: cysteine-type endopeptidase activity. The transcript has a single exon. The record is from RefSeq and is a predicted model, not a curated record. Gene Ontology annotation, biological process: proteolysis. NCBI's taxonomy places the organism in Eukaryota, Fungi, Ascomycota, Eurotiomycetes, Verrucariales, Verrucariaceae.
AUGAAUGUUCAACACACUCCCUUCACGCAUUAUGCGAUUUUAAUCGGGAUCAACGCCUAUCAGGACAAGGCCCUGAAAGGUUGCGUGCGGGAUGUCCAAGCUAUCAAGGGAUAUCUGGAAAGCGUGUUGGAUCCUCUUCACCUACAGAUUUUCACGGCAACUGAGAGCGCCGAUCCAGAGUCAUCUAGUCCAAUUAAAGAUUCGAUGAUCUGGCCAACUUACGACAAUGUGACCUCGGCCUUCGAUACGAUAAUCUCUUUGGCCAAACCUGGAGAUUUCGUCUAUAUCCACUAUUCUGGACACGGCACUCGAGCGUUCUCUAACAAGUCCACAGGAGAUUUGGCAUUGGUUUUGCUCAAUGAAGGGAAGGAAGUGCAAUAUCUCUGGGGCCCGAGACUGGCCUUCUCAUUAGAGGCCAUGGUCAACAAGGGACUAGUGCUCACUCUUGUUCUCGACUGUUGUUUCUCUGCAAGUGUCUACCGCCGGGAUGAUCCCAUCAUCUGCUUUCUUCCUUACCAUGCUGAGAUCGGUUCAAGAUACCUACUAGACCCUGAGAUAAGCCUGAGAGAUGAAACUUGUUAUCCAGCAAGCCGAGAUGCAUGUAUGCGCCCCAAUUGGCUUAUCGACCCUGAUGGUUACGCAAUACUUGUCGCAUGUGAUUCUCAUAAAGAGGCAAUUGAGCUCAAAGCCGACGGGCAGAGCCAUGGAGCAUUAUCAUAUUUUCUUCUUAAGACCCUGAAAGAGCGCGAAGGCCUCACAAAGAAACAUAAGGACAUCUACGACCACCUGCGUGCCGCAUUCCAGAAGUCCACGCUGCCUCAAAACCCCGCCCUUUAUGGGAACAAGGGCCAAGGCUUCUUCGGACACGCGAACGCAGAAAUUACUGUGGAAACUGUUCUGAUUGUCGUAAAACAGGACGGCAGCCUUGAACUACUAGCCGGCCAGGCACAUGGUGUUUCUGAUAAUGACCAGUUUGCUUUGUGUCCCUUGGCUUCAGCGAAAUGUGACCCUAGAUCACAAGGAGACUCAGUGUUUGCCAGAGUUGUGCAUGCUAGAGCUUUUACGGCAGAACUAAAGCGACUAGACGAGACAACCCUUAAUCCUAAGACAGGAUGGCUUGCGACCGCUCUUACUAGAUCCUCCGUUCAGAGAUCCCUAAUACGAAUUAACAUUGGCCUUCUACAUCAGAAUGAAUGGCGGACGGCUUUGAAACAACGAUCACUUGGUUUUUAUAUCGACAUGGACAAACCUCCUUAUUUAUUCUAUAUAAUUUUGAACAGCAAUAAGGAGUACGAGAUCCUGAAUGAAUUUGAUCAGAAGAUUCUCAAUUUACCUAUUAUAUCGCAGGAUCGAAUGGAUAUUAGCGAUGUUUGUAAUAUUAUAGAGCAUUUAAUUAGGUAUAACCUUGUUAAAGAUCUGGCUAACAAAGUACCCGUGGAUCCUUUUCAGGAGUCUUUUGAGGUCCACAUUAUUAGUUCUGGAGAGUUAUUUGAUCCCGGACGUGUGGUAGAAGUGGAACAGGAUGACGAAACGAAGUUUACAUUAGAGUUACAAGCGGCAAAUAAAGGAAACAAUGACCUUUACGUUUACAUCUAUAAUUUAAGUCCUUGUUAG